AUGACGUCAAGCUCAAACAACGCCGCCCUGGAGGUCAAGACGAAGGAUGGAGUCAAGUUCGGAAAAGAGCUGAGGGAGAAGGAGUUUUGCUUCAAGAAAGGAUUUUUGAACUUGAACCAUGGCUCUUUCGGUACCAUCCCUCGCGCGGUCCGCGACACUAUGCGUGAUUUCCAGGAUGAAUGCGAAGGUCGUCCAGACCCCUUCAUCAGAUACAGAUACCCUGUCCAUCUCGAUGAAGCUCGGGAAGCUAUGGCAAAGCUGCUCAACACACCUUCAUCAACCCUGGUAUUCGUACCCAACGCCAGUACCGGCGUAAACACCGUUCUUCGCAACAUUGUCUUCCAACCCGGCGAGCAUAUUCUCAUCUUCAGUACCAUCUAUGGAGCUUGCGAGAAGACAGUAUCAUACGUCACUGAGACUACACCCGCGGAGAGUGUCAAGAUCGCAUACACCUUUCCCGUAGAAGACGACUGGCUACUAACCGAGUUUGAGAGGAAGGUGAAAGAGGUAGAGAGCAAAGGUGGGAAAGUGCGAAUCGCAGUCUUCGAUACUGUAGUCAGUGCGCCCGGUGUCAGGAUGCCAUUUGAGCGCUUGACACAGAAGUGCAAAGAGCUUGGCGUCAUGAGCUGCAUCGAUGGGGCCCAUGGGGUUGGCCACUUGAACAUCGAUCUGGAUGCAUUGGACCCAGAUUUCUUCGUGAGCAACUGUCAUAAAUGGCUUCACGUCCCCCGCGGUUGCGCAAUCUUCCACGUCGCCCAACGAAACCAAGACAUCAUACGCAGUACGCUUCCCACAUCCCACGGCUUCACACCCAAGGGCGAAAAGGUCGAUUCACCCAUGCCAAAAUCGGCGUUCGUCAGCCCGGAUAAAUCGCCAUUCGUUAGCAACUUCGAGUUUGUGGGUACCAUCGACAACAGCCCCUACUUGUGCGUACCCGCGGCCUUAAAGUGGCGCGAAUCUCUCGGAGGCGAGACCGUCAUCAUGGACUAUUGCCAAACGCUCGCCCGUGAAGCCGGUAAACACGUUGCCGGUGUUCUUGGCACUGAAGUCAUGGAAAACAGCACUGGUACGCUGGGGCAGUGUUGUUUGUCUAACGUUCGCCUACCGAUAUCGCCGUCUCUGGUCCAAGAUAUCGCGACUAAGAGCGGCAUCGAUAAGGGAGAGGUCGGCAACAUGAUCAGGGACUUCAUGGAGAGGCUUAGCUGUGAAGAGUAUGGCACCUUCAUCAUGAUGAAAUGGUACGCGGGCGUUUGGUGGACGAGGUUGAGUGGGCAGGUAUACUUGGAAAUGGCGGACUUUGAGUGGGCUGCCAAGACCAUCAAGGAAAUAUGUGAGAGGGUGGAGAAGGGAGAGUGGGCUGUGCCGAAGGGUAAGCUUUGA
This is a messenger RNA of Alternaria arbusti, 1380 nucleotides long. RefSeq lists its product as uncharacterized. The transcript is spliced from 4 exons. The record is from RefSeq and is a predicted model, not a curated record. Lineage: Eukaryota; Fungi; Ascomycota; Dothideomycetes; Pleosporales; Pleosporaceae. Bases 1 to 1380 code for a protein of 459 amino acids.